Molecule: messenger RNA, 2538 nt
Organism: Rhodamnia argentea
Lineage: Eukaryota; Viridiplantae; Streptophyta; Magnoliopsida; Myrtales; Myrtaceae
Product: MACPF domain-containing protein CAD1-like
Exons: 7
Coding region: 552-2309 (585 amino acids)
Biological process (GO): regulation of salicylic acid mediated signaling pathway; plant-type hypersensitive response
Cellular component (GO): plasma membrane
Source: RefSeq, a predicted model, not a curated record
GAGAGGCGCUGACCCCAGCAAUUUUCCCGGAAAAAGAAAGGAGAAGUGGAGGAAAGGAAAGAAAUCUCGAGAAAAUUUUGAAAGACUGACAAGUCAAUGCCUGUGCGGACGGUAUACACAGUAGAAACUACAAAGAAAUGAGAGAGAAAGCUCCCGCAUUCUAGAGAGAGAGAGAGAGAGAGAGAGAGAUCGCAGGCGGAUUCAUAGUUCCAUACAGGGAGCUGGAUGAUUAGAUUACUCUCCGAUGGACUGCCAUUCGAGAUCUAGAGGAGCUCGCCUCACGGCUUUACAUUGAACGACGUAUCGUCGCUCCCCCGAUGCAAAUCCGCUUCGAGAACUCCCACUAGACCGGUCAAACUUGCUCCGUCUAGCUUAGGCUCUUCGACGCUCGAUACAGCACGCACUUCCGAAUCGAGCCUCUCGAUGCUGUGGAGGAAGGGGGUCGAGGAGGAUCUCCUAGGGUUUCGGGAUUAACCUCCCCGGGGGGUUCUCAAUUAGGGGCGGAAUCGGAGAGCAUUUUGCGGGGGUUGAUUGAGAGGUGGUGAUGAGCGAUGGGCGAUAAUCCGGCUGCUUUGCACACGGCGGCGAACGCUGUGCAGGCGCUGGGCCGGGGCUUCGACGCGAAUUUCGACGCGAGAUUGCUGUAUUGCAAGGGCGUCGCGGGUUCCAGAGUGGUGCAGGUCGAUGAGGAGCACGCCAGAGAUCUCUGGUUGUACGAUGAUCUGGUCGUGCCCAAUGUUUCCAGGGACGUCAGUGUUUCUCAGGUGUCUGCCGGUCGCCAGCAAUCUGGGAUUUACACCUACGAUGAGAUGGUGGAACACUUCAAUAGAAAGGUAAAUCUAUCUGGAAGCCUUCCUUUAGGAAGCUUCAAUGCUGCAUUUAGCUUUACUGGCUCAAAGCAUAUUGAUGCAGCGGCUACAAAGACCCUCUCCACAGAUGGGUUCUAUAUACCACUUGCUAAGGUGGAAAUUAGCAAAUCUCCUUUAGUGUUGCAAGAAAAUGUGAAGCACGCAGUUCCCUCUUCAUGGGAUCCACCCUCCUUAGCAAGCUUCAUUGAGAACUUUGGGACACAUGUGAUUACUUCUGUGACAAUUGGUGGGAAAGAUGUGAUUUAUGUGAAACAACAUCAGUCAUCACCUCUGACAACUACGGAAAUAAAAAAUUAUGUCCAGGAAAUUGGAAACCAGCGAUUCUCUGACACAGAGAGUCAUGCAAGUUCAGGUCAAAAGAAAAUUAAGGACAAGGGUGCUGAUCCUCACUUAUUCUAUAGCCAGGGAGUAUACCCUCAGCCUACAGGAGCAGCAUUUCUAUCUGGUAAAGAAGAUGUUACAGUAAUAUUCCGGAGGAGGGGUGGAGAUGAUUUAGAACAAAAUCAUGUUCGGUGGGCAAAUACGGUGCAGUCUUCUCCUGAUAUCAUUGAGAUGACCUUUUCUCCAAUUACAGCUCUCGUUGAUGGCAUAACUGGAAAGGAGCAUUUGACUCAAGCUAUUAAUCUCUAUCUUGAAUACAAGCCACAGAUUGAAGAGCUGAGGUACUUUCUAGAAUUCCAGAUUCCACGGAUAUGGGCUCCUGUCCAGGACAAGAUUCUGGGCCCACAAAGAAAAGAACCUGUUUGUCCAUCUCUGCAAUUUAGUAUAAUGGGGCAGAAACUUUUCAUCAGCCAAGAGCAGGUAUCAGUCGGAAGGAAGCCUGUCACAGGCCUGCGGUUACGUCUGGAAGGAAGCAAGCAGAAUAGGCUAUGUAUACAGCUUCAACACUUUGCAUCUCUUCCAAAGAUCCUUCAGCCAUACUGGGAUGCUCAUGUCGCAAUUGGUGCUCCCAAGUGGCAGGGGCCAGAGGAACAAGAUAGUCGAUGGUUUGAGCCAGUCAAAUGGAAGAACUUUUCACAUGUUAGUACAGCACCAAUUGAAAAUCCAGAGAGCUUCAUAGGUGAUCUUUCUGGUAUCUACAUUGUCACCGGAGCUCAACUUGGAGUGUGGGAUUUUGGGGCAAGAAAUGUUCUAUACAUGAAGCUCUUGUAUUCUCGGCUACCUGGUUGCACAAUUCGAAGAUCACUAUGGGACCAUUCACCGCAUGACAUGUCGAGGAAAGCUUGUAACAAUGGCAGCAGCGCCAGCUCUGGUGACUCCAAUUCAGGUUCAAGUGAAAACCCUUCUGGUGGCAACAAGUUGGCAAAGUUUGUCGAUGUGUCAGAAAUGAGCAAGGGACCACAAGACCCCCCGGGUCAUUGGAUAGUUACUGGUGGAAAGCUGGGUGUGGAGAAGGGAAAGAUUGUUUUGAGGAUGAAGUACUCGUUAUUAAAUUAUUGAAACUUGUGAAUGUGCCUCUGUAUCGUUUCCAGUGCUGACUUUAGUUAGGUGGGAUCGGCAAUUGUAGUAGAAAUGCUGUAGCGUUCACGUGUGGGGAAACAUUGCAGUUCAAAGUUCAAUGGGUGGUCUUGAGCAUUGUAUUGUUCUUCCAAUUUUGAUGGGGAAUUGUGUUUUCCUAUUCUGGAACGGGGCUGAUAUACCCUUGACAAGUGGAGAUUCCCGAGUUGUA